UGGUUGCAUACACCUCACAAAUGCUAGUUCAAAGGGGGUAAUAUGCUUGACAGGUGAAAUAAUAAAAAUAAUGGCAGAAACUGAACCGGACAGCAAUAAUCGAAGGGUUGAAAAUGUAAAGGUAAUUGCGAGCGGUCCGCGUGUGGUUACGAUAAAAAAAACCGAAACGGGAUUUGGCUUUAACGUGCGCGGUCAAGUGAGUGAAGGUGGUCAGUUAAGAAGUAUCAAUGGGGAAUUGUACGCCCCUUUGCAACAUGUCAGUGCCGUCCUUGACCGGGGAGCUGCAGAACAGGCCGGAAUUUGCAAAGGGGAUCGAAUUUUAGAAGUAAACGGUGUUAAUGUUGAAGGUGCUACUCAUAAACAAGUCGUGGAUCUUAUUAAAUCUGGCGGCGAUGUUUUAACUCUUACUGUUAUAUCGGUUACACAACAGGAAGCCGAAAGACUCGAACCUUCGGACGACGGUCAAGGAUAUCCGUAUUUUGAUUAUAGCGAAAAGCGAUCGCUUCCGAUUAGUAUUCCCGACUACCAUUACAACGAAAGAGGCGGCGAACGAUAUGUUGCUUUUAAUAUAUACAUGGCCGGAAGGCAUCUAUGCUCAAGACGAUAUAGAGAAUUUGCUCAGCUGCACAACAACCUUAAGAAGGAGUUCAUAGGAUUUAAUUUUCCAAAACUUCCCGGAAAAUGGCCAUUCAUGUUGAGCGAACAACAACUGGACGCCCGCAGGAGGGGAUUAGAACAGUACUUAGAAAAAGUGUGCGCUGUGAGAGUAAUAGCCGAGUCUGAUAUUGUACAAGAGUUCCUUACAGAUCAAGAUGAUGAUAAUAACAGUAGUCCUGUUGAUUUGAAAGUAUUAUUACCGGAUAGAGAAGUAGUAACGGUUUCACUGAGAAAAAGUUCCAAUGCUGAUGAGGUUUUUUCAGCAGUUUGUAAGAAGAUUGAGAUGAGCAAGGAAACUUCGCAAUAUUUCUACCUCUUUGAAAUAGUCGAAUAUAACUUUGAACGUAAAUUACAACCGUCAGAGUACCCGCACAACUUAUAUAUACAAAACUAUAGCACAGCAACAAGUACCUGCCUAUGUAUCAGAAAAUGGUUGUUCUCCUUAUCUAAAGAAUUAGCAAUACUCAGAGACCCUCAGGCUACUUCGUAUAUAUUUUGGCAAGCUAUUGAUGAAGUAAACAGAGGUUACAUACACGCCGGCGAGAGACUAUAUCAAUUAAAAGCACUGCAGGAUAGUACUCGCGCUACGGAGUACUUAAAUUUAGCCCGCGAAUUGCCCGGAUAUGGUGAUAUAGUUUUCCCUCAUUGCGCUUGCGAUUCACGUAAGGAAGGUCACGUCAUUGUCGGGGUGGGUAGCGCAGGAAUUAAGCUUCACGCAUGUCGAGAGGAUGGUACGUUGGAAAGUCAGAUCGUUCAACUGCAGUGGGACUGUAUGAGGCAGUGGGAAGCGGACGAUGAAGGAAUGGCGUUUUGUUUACGAUAUAACAGGCCGGAUAAAACUCCGAGAUGGCUCAAAAUUUUUACUCCUUAUUACAUGUAUCUAUUGGAUUGUUUCGAAAGAAUUUUAGAAGAAAGUAAAUGGAUGACAGCUGGAGAAUGAAUAUAUCAAAUUAGUUUCGUAAUACUAAAUACUUAAGUCACACAUUUCGUAAGCACAUCUACACAUACAACACCGCUCUACUCAUCUUUCUCUAUAAGAUUUCCUUGUUGUACUAUAAGUAGUGAUUAUUCUGUUGUAUGUUGUAAAUAGUACUCAAUUUUAAUUUCUUGUUGAACUUAUUUUGCAAAGAUGAUACAAUGUUACUUUAUAAGAUGGUGUAUAUUUGUUAUUUCCAUUGAAAUAUGAAAUUCUUACCUUGUGAUAGCAA
Messenger RNA from Photinus pyralis (common eastern firefly), 1865 nucleotides. It is a transcript of the gene Snx27, whose product is annotated as sorting nexin-27. Gene Ontology annotation, cellular component: early endosome. Gene Ontology annotation, biological process: intracellular protein transport; signal transduction. The record is from RefSeq and is a predicted model, not a curated record. Bases 71 to 1597 code for a protein of 508 amino acids. NCBI's taxonomy places the organism in Eukaryota, Metazoa, Arthropoda, Insecta, Coleoptera, Lampyridae. Gene Ontology annotation, molecular function: phosphatidylinositol-3-phosphate binding; protein binding. The transcript is spliced from 8 exons.